Messenger RNA from Culicoides brevitarsis, 2154 nucleotides. Its product is annotated as TATA box-binding protein-associated factor RNA polymerase I subunit B-like. Bases 71 to 2134 code for a protein of 687 amino acids. NCBI's taxonomy places the organism in Eukaryota, Metazoa, Arthropoda, Insecta, Diptera, Ceratopogonidae. Gene Ontology annotation, biological process: RNA polymerase I preinitiation complex assembly; nucleolar large rRNA transcription by RNA polymerase I. Gene Ontology annotation, molecular function: RNA polymerase I core promoter sequence-specific DNA binding. The transcript is spliced from 2 exons. The record is from RefSeq and is a predicted model, not a curated record. Gene Ontology annotation, cellular component: RNA polymerase I core factor complex; RNA polymerase transcription factor SL1 complex.
AACAAAACAAAUAUAAAUUAAAUGAAAUUUCAUCAAGAAAUAUUCAAUUAUCUUCAAAUUAAUCACAAAAAUGUCAAAAUUAAGGAGUGUCGAAACCACAUUGACUUCAUGGGAAGCUUUCAACUACAUUUUACAUGGACUUGUAAACGAAGCAAUCGAAGUUUUCCAAUUGGAUCCAAAAGUAAAAUUAACCGCCUUUCAAAUAUGGACUGCUUACCUGAGGAAACACGAAUCUGCCUUUUAUAAUGACCAAGAAAGAGUUUUGCCGAAAUUGCCAAAUACAUUUUUUCAAGCUGACUAUAAUGUUAUUUCUAAUAUGGCAAAAAAACGGAAAUUAUCAGAAAACGAAGAAGCCCAUGGAAAUAAAAUUCCAAUUUCAGAAGCACAAAGCUUGAUAAAGAUUAAACGGAGGAAUAAGAAGUUCCGAUAUAGAAUUUGCAAAUUGGGGAGGCUUGUCUUGUUUAUUAUCAUAUUCUGUGCCAUUAACCACUCAUAUCCCUCGUUUCAACCAUCAGACUUUCUUCGUGCAAUUGAUGAAGGAAGAUUCUCUUAUUAUGAAUGUCGUCAUUUUCUACCGGAAAACUUAAGUGAAGAGGAAAAAUUAUAUUUUAAUCAGUUGUAUGCCACAUGUAUCUGUGGUUGCUUAACGCAUUUGACAUUUUGUAGAUAUCUUCAUCAAUUUUCUGUGAUUUACAAAGUUUAUCUGAACCCCCCAAAUUGGUACAUUUUAUUCGAACAAUACGUGACGGAGCUGGCUUUGCCAAAGGAAGUUUACAAAUUCGUGGAAAGACUGUUCAGCAUUUGUCCAACGGAUUUUGAGCUAAGAAAAUAUACGUCAGGUGUUGUUGAGAGUCUUCCAUAUUAUGAUGGGCGAGCGAUGGCGUACAUCAUUUUCGCGUUGAAAUUAAUUUUUGGCCUUAACGGAGUCACGGAAUCAGCAAUGUCGGCAUCUGCAAAAAAAGUAAACGCAUUUAUGGAAGAAAAAAAUAUCAAAUCUCGUAAAUUGUUCGUUUGGAGUGAAUGGGUCGAAUAUUUGGAGGCGAGAAAAUUGUUACUUCUUAAAUACAACGGGCAAUUGCAUUUUCAAUCAGAAAAUAAGGGUAACGACUACCUUUCUUCUCGUGUAACUCCUCAUUUCUCAAAUUUGAAAGAAAAUGUAUACAACUACCAUCCAAAAGAAAAAAAAUUAAAUGCAGAGGAGAUGAACAAAUUAUCGAAAGAAGACAGGCGCCAUCUAAAAUAUCGUAAUUUUGCAAGAAAACUCAUGGAAAAAAAGCAAAACUCAAAAAAUCCGAGUCCAAAAAUCGAAUUUCCUCCAUCGCUGACUCCAAAUACGACAAAUCUCGAAGUUUUGCGAUCAUCUAUUGCUCUUCCCGAAAUUUUAAAUGAAGAUUUUCGCCUGCGAAACAUAAAAUACCUCAUAAAAGGCUCAAAAUUGAAGAAAAAAUUUCGUAAAAAUGGAUUUGAAGUGAAAUCUGUUGAGGCUCCAAGCAACAUAAGUAUGACCUAUAUCACAUACAAAAAAAGUCGAAAAUUAUUCAAACGAAGUGCCAAAUUAAUAGAAUACAUAUUUUCUACUGAUGAACAGACUUACCUUGAAAAUUUAAAAAAAGAGGCAAAACUUAAAGAAACCAAUAUUAAAAAAGCGCGACAUGAUCCGAUGAUGAAACAAAAGGAAAUUAGCUCAAAACAAAAAAUUAAAAAAAUCAUGAAAAAGAAAAGAGCAUCAUACAUACCAAAUGAAGAUGAUUUUUUCUCAGAAAUCGAGUCUUCGAGUGACUCAGAGCCAGAUUCUGACACCGAUGUAACGUACCAUCGACCAAAUUUCGAGUAUUGGACUUACAUUGAUCGUCCUGAUUCCUUAUCAAAAGAUAUAUAUGAUCUCCUGUCAGUUGAAUUUCCAUAUAUUUUCAAGUGGUUGCUCGAAACUUGCUCUGCGAUGCUACAAAUGAAGCCAAUUUUCCUUUAUUUUGAAUUAUUGACGAUUGAAGUUCAGUUUUUGUACAUUCUGAAGCCAAUGUAUAAGAUUAAAAACGAGUUAAAGUACCAAAAUUUACAGGAAAUAGAGAGUUCUUUGAGAGGAAUGUUAAGAAGUCUGCAUAAUAAAUUUAUAGAUGGGAAUAUUAUGAUAUAAAAAUAUAUAUGGAUACGAAA